GUUGUGACGUCAUAAUUGUGACGUCAUCACUGGCAUCUGCUUCGAAGAAGUUCGAGUAGGUCGCCGGCUGAGAAGAAUGCAGAAUUUUGAUAAUUCAUGUCGAUGAAGGACCCGUGUCAAAAGCAAGCUUGUGCAAUUCAGUAUUGUUUGCAGAUCGUUAUGUCGAAAUACCGUGGGUCUUCCAUACCUGAAGCAUUUCGACAAGGUCCAGCUCCUCCAAGUAGAGUAGCAAGAGGUCCUCUACAGUAUAAAGCUUAUCCACUAGAUUCUAAACCUUGGGUAGAAAAGGUACAACCAAAGGGUGAAGCAAAGAAAAUUGGCAGGUUUGCUUUAUGGGUUAGGAACAACCCAAGGAAAGCUCAUCAUGUGAUCCUCAGCCUAGGUCUUUUGGUGUUCUUCAGCCGUCCUCUGUAUGACAUAUUUUUUAGGGAUACAGACAAGGAUCUUCUCACCAGUGGGAGUCUAAAACGCCAGUAAUAUCCUUGUUAUCAAGUAUGGAAUCGGUCAAGAAAGCCCAGAAUCGUCUUCGUAUGUAUCCAAAGUUGAUUUAUCAGUGUGGACCAAUAGCAACUGAAUAUGCUCGUUGUGUAGCACUUAAAGAAAAUGUUUUGAAAGGUGA
Molecule: messenger RNA, 619 nt
Organism: Macrobrachium nipponense
Lineage: Eukaryota; Metazoa; Arthropoda; Malacostraca; Decapoda; Palaemonidae
Exons: 3
Coding region: 97-477 (126 amino acids)
Source: RefSeq, a predicted model, not a curated record